Messenger RNA from Penicillium olsonii, 717 nucleotides. NCBI's taxonomy places the organism in Eukaryota, Fungi, Ascomycota, Eurotiomycetes, Eurotiales, Aspergillaceae. The record is from the annotation of a GenBank genome assembly.
AUGUCCAGAAUCCCUCUCCGACUAGGACGCUCUGUCCAGACCCGUGUGCCAAUUGCCCGGACGGCACCUGGCUUCACACGAUGCUUUUCGACCCAAGGCCCCUCGCUCGCGCAGCCUCCGCGGAGCUGGACCCCGACACCGUUCGUCACAGAGACAGUGGAACGCAUUAUCUGCCUCAACGGCGAGGUCGACGACACCCUCUCCGCCUCAAUUGUUGCCCAGCUCCUCUUCCUCGAAGCCGAUAACCCCGCAAAGCCUAUCCACCUAUAUAUCAACUCCCCAGGAGGCUCAGUGACAGCAGGCCUCGCAAUCUACGACACAAUGACAUAUAUCUCCGCACCCGUCAGUACAAUCUGUGUCGGCCAAGCUGCCUCAAUGGGAUCCCUCCUCCUCGCCGGUGGACACCCCGGCAAGCGCUACUGUCUCCCGCACUCCUCGAUCAUGGUCCACCAGCCCUCGGGCGGCUACAUCGGACAGGCGAGCGACAUCGCCAUCCACGCGAAGGAGAUUCUACGUGUGCGCCAUCAGCUCAACCAGAUCUACCAACGACAUCUUACUGGAAAGCGAGAAUUGUCUCUCGAAGAGAUUGAGAAGAUCAUGGAGAGAGAUUACUUCAUGGGUGCGAAGGAGGCUUUGGAUCUGGGAGUUAUUGACGAGAUUCUGGAUCGUCGGGUCCAGAAGGACUCGGGCGAGGAGUCUAAACCUCCUACUGUCUAA